Cetraspora pellucida is the source of this 408-nucleotide messenger RNA. The record is from the annotation of a GenBank genome assembly. NCBI's taxonomy places the organism in Eukaryota, Fungi, Glomeromycota, Glomeromycetes, Diversisporales, Gigasporaceae.
AUGAAAAAACUUUGGUUGAUUCUUAUUCUGACAUUCUUGAUCUUCACUGUAGCUGAAGCAUCGAGAUAUAGAAGAAAUAAUCCUCUACUUUCUUUGCUACAAAAACAAAAACAUGAAGCUCGCUCUUCUUCAUCUACGGCUUUAAAGCCAACAGAUCAAACUUGUCCUUCAGCACAAAUAUUAUGUGGAGAUGAAUGUUGUGAUAAAAAUCUCUGUUGCGAUGGGUUAGCAUGUUGUAGUAAACCAGGUCAAUGUUGUGGAGGUGCCUGUUGCGAUCAGAAAUUUUGUUGUGGGUUUGAAUGUUGUACCGGCCCUGAUCUUGUGUGUUGUCCGAAUAAUGAUGCCAAGGUAACUGAUUGUUGUUCUAAAGAAGGUUGCCCAAAAGAUGGAUCGGGUUGUCAAGAUUAA